AUGUGGCCAAAAAACAAGGAAGAAGAAGACCAUAUACAGUUUCCUGAGGAAGUUGAUGAUGACUUCAUUGAAGACUUUGUCAGAGUACAAUGGCAACUUCUAGCACCAUCCUUCAAGUCUCCCAAGUCUAGCUCUUCACGUUGCAACUUCUAUGAGUUCGAUGACAAGACGAUAUUACCUAUCACCAAAAUCUCAAAGAAUAAGCACACGGGUGGCUUUGGGGUCGUUGAAAGGGUACAGUUACACGAGGAACAUCAUGAGUUUAAACACCCGCAUUUUGCUCUCAAAACUAUCCAUUCCAUGAUGCGGUUCGAUCUGAAGAAAGCAUUGUUCGAGCAAGAACUAAAGGCUUUUCAACAAGCUAAACCAGGCAGUCAUCUUAUAGAUAUCUGUGCCGCGUUUAAAAAGGGAGAGAACUAUAGCUUUCUGUUUCCGUGGGCAGAUGGAGGCCCCCUCAAUCAUUUGUGGACUAAAGAUCCACAGACAAUUGUUUCAAAGAAACAAGUGCAAUGGCCAGAAUUUAGUCAGUGGAUUUGCAGGCAAUGCCAUGGAAUUAUUCGAGAUCUCCGAGCUAUCCAUGACCCGCACGACACGUCCCAAACAAAAGAUGAAGCUGAUGAUGAUGAACUCUAUGGAAUUCACAGCGACAUCAAGCCGGACAACAUCUUACACUUUACUGACGAUGGUACGCCAUUGGGGAUUCUCAAGGUUUCAGACUUGGGCCUUAUGAAAUUCCACAGACUCGUCUCUCGAACGGUGCAGUCGAAGUCUAUGGGUGCCGCCUAUCAGACAUACAGAUCACCUGAACACGACACAGGUAUGAUGCGAUCAAGGAAAGUUGACAUAUGGGCAUUUGGUUGUCUUUUUGCCGAGUUCAUUACGUGGGCGAUUGCGGGCCAGGGCGGGAUUGACCAUUUCAAAAACUUGCGAAUAGAAGAAGACAAACGCUCCCCUGAUCCAAACAAGGGUGAAUGGUCUGAAGACCACUUCUUCACAAUGAGGACCGGGCAACCGAAACAAAAAGACUCUGUCGCAGAGUGGUUUACGGACCUCACUAGGGGCUUUGGCGAAAAUACAUUCUUCUCACAAUUUCUAAGUUUUAUCCAAAACUCCAUGCUUCAUCCCGAUAGAAACACUCGGGUGGAUGCCAAAGAGGUUGAACAAUUCUUGGAGAGAUGCUUAGGAAAUAACGAGAAUUCAUAUUGGCUCUAUGACGGAAAAUUGACGGAGAAAUACAGUCUCAGCAGGAGCUCGACAAAUUCAAGCUCUUGGUCGCGAGACUCGACGGCUCUUUGA
Messenger RNA from Trichoderma atroviride IMI 206040, 1296 nucleotides. Lineage: Eukaryota; Fungi; Ascomycota; Sordariomycetes; Hypocreales; Hypocreaceae. The record is from RefSeq and is a predicted model, not a curated record.